AUGGAUAUAGAAGACUUUAGCUUUCCCACAGUUAGUGACACUUGUACAUACAACUUUGAUUCACAUCCUUUGUGGAAUCUAUCACCAAAAGGCUCUUCUAAUUCCUACCAUGUCCUUGUAGAAGGAAGCAAAGAAAAUGAAAAAGAUUGCUUUGAAGCAAAACUGGUUUCUAAGGGCAAAAGGAAGAGCUUUUCAUGUGUCCAAAAUGGAAAGGAAACAACAGUAGUGGAUGAUGAAGAGGUCCCAAUGGACUUGUUGUGGGAGGUUUUCAAUGAGGAGUUGUCUUCAGCAUCAAGGUUUGCUCACUCCUCUUCAAAGGAAACGGUUGAAUUCAAAUAUGCUAGGGCCUUAACAGUUGCCAAAACUAAUGGUUCUCUUCUUCAAACCAAGUAUAAGCCUAGUAUGGUGGUGAUUGUGAAGGUCUUAAAGAAGUUAUUUUCCCUCAAUAAUUCUCAAGGUAAACCUAAGAAAAGGGUAUUCUAA
Abrus precatorius (Indian licorice) is the source of this 483-nucleotide messenger RNA. RefSeq lists its product as uncharacterized. The record is from RefSeq and is a predicted model, not a curated record. Lineage: Eukaryota; Viridiplantae; Streptophyta; Magnoliopsida; Fabales; Fabaceae. Bases 1 to 483 code for a protein of 160 amino acids. The transcript has a single exon.